Molecule: messenger RNA, 759 nt
Organism: Cyclopterus lumpus (lumpfish)
Lineage: Eukaryota; Metazoa; Chordata; Actinopteri; Perciformes; Cyclopteridae
Gene: tmigd1
Product: transmembrane and immunoglobulin domain containing 1
Exons: 5
Coding region: 1-759 (252 amino acids)
Source: RefSeq, a predicted model, not a curated record
AUGAAGUUGAUGUUCAGACCACUUCUUUUCCAUUUGCUCCUGUUCUGUGCAACCCAAACAUUCGGUGUCAAGAUCCAGUCUGUCCCAGGAGUCAACAAUGAGGGUGUUAUAGAGACAGAGCUGGAGAAGUCUGUGUCUCUGGUUUGUCAGCAUGACGGCGGCCACGACACUCUGGUUGAUGAAGAGUUGGUCUGGCUGAGGAAUGGCGCUGUCGUCAGUCUGACAGAAGGAAACAAGAAGGGUCGCAGCAGCGUGUGUGUUACACCCGUCAUCUAUGACGACAAUGGGGUCACUUUCAGCUGCCACCUGAGCAAAAAUGCCACAGUUACGGCCUCGGUCACCCUAAAUGUCACAUAUCACCCACAGCUCUCUGGGUCAGAGGAAGUUGCAGUAGAAGAAGAGGCAGAGCUCGUCCUGCGGUGCGAUAUCUUGGCCAAUCCUCCGGUCUCAUCUGUGUCUUGGAAACUAAAUGGAAGCGUAGUGGAUCUAUUAGCAGGUGGCUUCUCAUUGACCAAUGACGGCUUUACAAGCAAGCUCACUGUCAACAGUGUGGAGAAAAGUUUGCAUGAAGGCACAUAUCAGUGCACAGCAACAUCUCUAAUCUAUGGUGAACACAGCAAGCAAUUCAGUGUCACAGUAACAGAAACGACAUUUAAGUUCCCACUGAUGCCCAUGGUAGCAGGGGUAGUGGUGGUGUGCCUUACUUCGCUUCUUGCUGUUGUCUCACGGUGGAACAGAAUUACAAAGUGCUGCAAGUAG